AUGCUACGCGGAGUCUGGAACCCUGUCCAAAUCAAACAACUGAUGACCACUAUCAUGAAUGACUGGACCAAGUGUGCCAAGCACACUUGGACAGAAGACGAGGAGAAGAUGCGCGCGGAAGCAGAAUCCCCUGCGACUGCCCGUAGAGACGACGCCAUCAGGGCUUGGACGCAAAGGGAGCAUGCUAUUUUCAUUAAAUAUUUGAGUGGCGAUUUGGACUUGCAGCACCCACCGAAUUUCAUCAAGGAGAUCCUGGCUAGUGAACAUCAGGCCAUGGUCGAAGACAUGCACGAGACUUACUUUAAUGUAACCCUCACCGCUAUUGCACCGGCAUCCGUGAGAUUGUCCGUGCACACCCCACAUGUGACCUUUCUCAAAGAAAUUUUCAACGCUAACACAGACGACCAUACCGGACACGCAAUGAUGAGAGUAUUUCAACAGGAUGUCAAGCGCCUCAGUUUUGACGGCAAUCAAACGCUUCACGCAGUUUUGUAUUCAAAACGAGCGUCAGCGCGUUGGCAGAACAAGACGUUAAAAUUGAAAGCAGCGGUGAUCACACUAAGAGACACGGAACGCCUCCCAGAAGACAGCACUUACGGCGUCCAUGCACGAAGUGCCUCAAUCCGUGGCAUGGGGCAAGACAGUUCACCCGACGGGGCAACACCAAUGAAUGCUACCCAUGAAAUCGGGCACGAGGGUAACGUAACACGGCGGACCGGUGAAGCAAGAAUGGCCCCACAAAACACCGAUAAUCGUUUCGAACAAUUUCAACAACAUGAAGCUAUGGGUAUGUUCAGUGUACUCGCAGACUCGGACAGUGAGGCGGACGAGGGUGUGAAUGCCAUGCAAGUUGACGAGGAUGGCCUGGACCAAUCGUGUCCACUUACACCGGAGCAGGAGGAGGCUCCAUAUGCGUACCCACAGGAGGAGGACGAAGAAACAAAAGACGAUAGGGUGCCCGGCUUCGAGGAAGAGGAGCAAGCACAGACUAUUGUACAGCGGACUGGGAGUGUCGACGAUGUUGCCAUGACUCAGGUGACGGACGAUGAGGACGGAACAGCUGAACACCGCACGACACCAGCAGAAGAAAACGCAGGCACUGAGGAGGACAUCAAGCCCUCGAAGGCACUGGAAGCCCAAUCAGCGACUGCUGUGGUCCGAGUGGCAAGAAAAGCGAAGCAACAACUUGAGUAUCCUGCUCCACCUCGAAUUAAGGCCGCUGCACCUGCAUCCCUGACUGAGGAGGUGGUCCCAGCAACCCCGGAUUCUCAGGAAAAAAUGACCAUGGGCCCGACUCGGACUGGCACGGACGCUGGGGAUUCAGACCUUCCUAUCCAAGUCGGUCAAUGGUUGGCCAGCUUUGACGGUACAAUGGUUGAAGUGGAGGCGAAUGGGCAGUGCGCCUUCCUGGCUCUGUACGCUUCUACAGUGAACCAUCCUGCAGCAAAGCUCAAGACUACCAAAGCAGUAGUGCGCGAGGCUACCUCACUUAAUGAUUCCUUCUAUGCCUUAAUGAUGUCCAAUAUUCGGAAAGAUGUUGCGCUGGGGUUAGUGGACCCGAUCGCGGAGUGGAAGGAAGACAUCAACUCCCUAACGGACACGGAACGCUCAGUGGACUUGACCACGAUUAACCAUCUUGCCGACGUCACCGAGGUGAAUAAGUUGCUCAUUAAACGAUUGGAAAUGCGGGCACGUCUAGAUUUCGUCCAUGCAAGACAGGGACUGGCGAUCCUUAAUGCCGACCCGUUACCUUCUGACUUGAAGGAUGUUCUACAUAUAGAGGAACAACACAUUCACGAAGCCUACGGCAUGGACACAUAUGCAGCUUCGUCCCAAGAGGACCAAAGCGGGGGCCAUCAGGGUAGCAGUCUUCCACAGCGAUACGCCAAGGCUGCCUCCGGGGACAUCAUUGCCAACACCUACUUUCGUAUUCUCCGACAAUCAAAUUCGGUAGCGAAGGAGGAGGUGGAUGGUCCUCUAGAAGAUUUAAUCGCCUUGUCCAACCAAGAAGCAUUCAUCAAAUGGCGUGAUCUUUUCAAGGAGGAACUGUCCUUGCCAAAGAUGAAACGAAGGAAGGUCACCUCCGCCGACAUUCAAGAAUGGCUUCUCGCUCACCUUGAAGCGCUCCGGCAUUUCUUCGCCUUCAUAUCCUUUCCCGAGUACGAAGCGAAAACCAGGUGGUCACAAGACCACCUUCUGCAGUGGGGAGUUAUGGAAACGGCGCAACCAACACACAUCAGUACCGAAGCAUGGCACAUACUACACAUCCUGCCACACGUGGUGUGCGACUGGGCAGAUACACCAAUGGUCGGGCUCCCCUCGGUGCCCGGUCAACAUGACCCGUGA
Messenger RNA from Phytophthora infestans T30-4, 2346 nucleotides. RefSeq lists its product as uncharacterized. Bases 1 to 2346 code for a protein of 781 amino acids. NCBI's taxonomy places the organism in Eukaryota, Oomycota, Peronosporomycetes, Peronosporales, Peronosporaceae. The transcript is spliced from 7 exons. The record is from RefSeq and is a predicted model, not a curated record.